This is a messenger RNA of Sinocyclocheilus rhinocerous, 2126 nucleotides long. RefSeq names its product protein arginine N-methyltransferase 5. Gene Ontology annotation, cellular component: nucleus; cytosol. The transcript has 16 exons. Gene Ontology annotation, biological process: regulation of DNA-templated transcription; peptidyl-arginine N-methylation. NCBI's taxonomy places the organism in Eukaryota, Metazoa, Chordata, Actinopteri, Cypriniformes, Cyprinidae. The record is from RefSeq and is a predicted model, not a curated record. Bases 159 to 2054 code for a protein of 631 amino acids.
GUACGAGAAAGAGAAACUGCGUUUCAGGAAAUCGCCAUUUUGGAUCUAUCCCCCAUUUGCUGCUAAAAUGCAAGCAGUCUUGUAUUGAACCAAAAUGUCGUCAGUUUCUCUAUAGUCCUGUCUCAGUUUCAUUUUCCCUCCCAUCCCGUCUCCUAACGAUGGCGUCUGGCAGUGCAGGUAGCAGGGUCUCCUGCGGGAGAGAUUUGAGUUGUGUUCCCGAAGUGGCGGAUACCCUCGCGGCGGUCGCCAAAUUAGGCUUUGAUUUCCUGUGCAUGCCGCUUUUCCACCCGCGGUUCCGAAGGGAGUAUGAACGGGACCCUGCUAAGUCACGGCCCGGAGCCCAAACACGCUCUGACCUGCUGUUAUGUGGCAGAGAUUGGAACACUCUUAUCGUGGGAAAGCUGUCACCCUGGAUUGAGACAGACUCAGAGUUGACCACAGAACGCAGGAAUUCAGAAGCAGCACUGGUACAGGAGCUCAAUUUCUGUGCUUAUCUGGGGCUGCCAGCUUUCAUGAUCCCCCUAAGGGGUCCACACUGUGCCAACCUGGCUCGAAUCCUGCUCAACCACAUCCACACAGGACACCACUCUUGCAUGUUUUGGAUACGCGUUCCACUGUUAGCUCCCGAGGACACGCGUGAAGAUCUCAUCGAGAACGAGUCAUUUAAACAAAUGGAUGAUGGCAGCAAUGAUGAGAAGACCUGGGCAUGGUGGCACUCAUUCAGAACACUCUGUGAUUAUAACAAGAGGAUAUGCCUUGCUAUUGAAAUUGAAGCAGACCUGCCAUCUGACACGUUGAUCGACAAGUGGCUUGGAGAGCCAAUCAAAGCAGCCAUUCUCCCCACCAGCAUAUUUCUAACCAAUAAAAAAGGGUUUCCAGUGCUUUCAAAAGCCCACCAGCGAAUCAUCUUCCGCCUCUUCAAGCUGGAGGCUCAGUUUAUUUUCACAGGGGAAAACCGCCACAAUGAGAAAGACUUGCGCUCGUACCUGCAGUAUCUGGAGUACCUCAAUCAAAACCGUCCAGCGCCUAAUGCCUAUGAGCACUUCGCCAAAGGCUAUGAAGAUUACCUUCAGUCACCACUACAGCCUUUAAUGGACAAUUUGGAAUCACAGACGUAUGAAGUUUUCGAAAAGGAUCCCAUCAAAUAUUCACAGUACCAACAGGCUGUAUAUAGAUGUCUGCUGGACAGAGUUCCUGAAGAACAGAUGGAAACCAAUGUGCAGGUUUUGAUGGUGUUAGGUGCAGGCCGUGGUCCACUGGUAAACGCUUCGCUUCGCGCUGCAAAACAGGCUAAGAGGAAACUGCGUGUAUAUGCCGUCGAGAAGAAUCCAAAUGCUGUUGUCACGCUGGAGAACUGGAAAUUUGAGGAGUGGGGUGAUCAGGUGACUGUUGUGUCAUGUGACAUGAGGGAAUGGACAGCUCCAGAGAAAGCAGAUAUCAUUGUGAGCGAGCUUUUAGGGUCAUUCGGAGACAAUGAGCUUUCACCCGAGUGCCUUGAUGGAGCACAGCACUUCCUCAAAGAUGAUGGUAUAAGCAUUCCCUGCUCUUACACGUCUUUCCUGGCUCCGCUGUCCUCCUCUAAACUUUAUAAUGAAGUGCGUGGGUGUCGGGAGCGAGACAAAGACCCUGAGUGCCAUUUUGAGACACCGUAUGUUGUUAGACUACACAACUUCCACCAACUUGCAGACCCCAAACCCUGCUUCACCUUUGUACAUCCCACCACAGAUAUGAAUAAUAACCGGUAUCAAUGUCUACGAUUCUCCAUUGGUUGUAAUUCAGUGCUUCACGGCUUUGCUGGAUACUUCGAGGCCACACUCUACAAAGAUGUCACGCUCAGUAUAAAACCUGAAACACACUCUCCUGGGAUGUUCUCCUGGUUCCCCAUCCUAUUCCCUUUGAAACAGCCGAUCUCGCUGUCCUGUGGCGAUAACGUGAGUGUGAGGUUCUGGAGGUGCAACCAUGGAAAGAAGGUCUGGUAUGAAUGGGCUGUGACUGAGCCUGUAUGCUCUGCCAUUCACAACCCUGCUGGGCGCUCUUACACCAUCGGCCUGUAGCAAGACUCACAUGCUGACAUCUACUGACACAUGGGGUUACACUGACUUAUUUUUUGUCUUGUUUUUUUUUAU